Messenger RNA from Arachis duranensis, 2041 nucleotides. RefSeq names its product transcription factor MYC2-like. The transcript has a single exon. Gene Ontology annotation, cellular component: nucleus. Gene Ontology annotation, biological process: regulation of DNA-templated transcription. The record is from RefSeq and is a predicted model, not a curated record. Gene Ontology annotation, molecular function: transcription cis-regulatory region binding; protein dimerization activity; DNA-binding transcription factor activity. Bases 264 to 1748 code for a protein of 494 amino acids. NCBI's taxonomy places the organism in Eukaryota, Viridiplantae, Streptophyta, Magnoliopsida, Fabales, Fabaceae.
CAUACACAUACUCAAGCGCCUCGCUUUCUUUUCACGUGCUUGUGGUGGCCAAUAGUGACACCCAAUUGCCGCCAUUGACAUGGAUGAAACCUACCCUUUGAUGAUCUACCCUACUUCACUCUCCCUCUACCUCUUCCCUUCUUAUAAUCUUCUCUCCACUCUCAACCAGCCACCUUCAUUUUAAUUUUUCUCGCAUUCUGUUCCAAACAUUCUAAACACUUGUUGCGGAUUAGUUGUAAGAAGCCAUCAAAUCAAAUCAAAUUAUGGAGGACAUGAUAAUCUCUCCCUCCUCGUCAUCUUCUCUGGUGUCUAUCCCACAAGAAAACACACCAACCCUUCAGCAAAAGCUUCACUUCCUACUCCAAAACCAGUUACCAGAAUGGUGGGUCUAUGGCAUCUUCUGGCACACAACCAACGACGACAAUGGCAAUCUCUUUCUCUCCUGGGGAGACGGCCAUUUCCAAGGCGCCAAAGACGCCUCCUCCCCGAGACUUAUUCCUCAUUACCCCAUUUCAGUGACGGACAGAUGCAGAAAGUUCAACAACAACAGCAACAAUAACAAUGACGGAGAAUGGUUCUACAUGAUGUCUUUGACACGCACCUUUCCUAUGGGCGAAGCUUUGUAUUCUUCCCUACCCGGAAAGGCCUUUGGUUCGGGGUCUCCCAUCUGGCUCAACGGGGACCUUCAAUUCUGCGACUGUGACAGAGCUAAAGAAGCUUACAUGCAUGGCAUCCGAACUCUCGUACACAUUCCAACCACCGAUGGCGUUCUUGAAAUGGGUUCCUACGAUCUCAUCACUGAAAACUGGGCUCUACUUCAACAAACCAAGUCCCUCUUUGGAUCGCAACACCAGCAACUCAAUCCUAUACAGUUCUUCGACGACCAGAACAUCUCCUUCGCUGACAUUGGCAUUAUCGCCGGCGUUCAAGAAGAAGACAACUCACACGAAGAAGAUGCCGUCAGAAAGAGAAAGGAAACGGAAGCACUCAACAACAAGAAAAAGAAUAAGGAUCACUCGUCAAUGGGGAAGUUCAGAUCAUCGCGUCAAUCGUCCUUCGUGGAUUCGGAGCAUUCAGACUCGGACUGUGGUGCACCAAUGGCGGCAGCGGAGAAGAGGUUGCCGAAGAAGAGAGGGAGGAAACCAGGGAUAGGGCGUGAAACCCCGCUGAACCACGUGGAGGCAGAGCGGCAGCGGAGGGAGAAGCUCAACCACCGGUUCUAUGCUCUGAGGGCGGUGGUUCCAAACGUGUCAAGGAUGGACAAGGCUUCUUUGCUUUCCGACGCGGUGUCUUACAUAAACGAGCUGAAGGCAAAGAUCGAAGAGUUAGAGACUCAGGUUCAGAAGGAGUCAUCGAUGAACAACAAUAAUAAGAAGGUGAAGGUUGAAACUGGCGACAGCAUGGACAACCAGAGCACCACCACAACCUCCUCCGUGGACCAAAACAAUAACGAGAAUGAGGCGGCAGAGGUGCAGGUGGAGGUGGAGGUGGAGGUGAAGAUGAUAGGAGAAGAGGCGGCGAUGGUGAGGGUUCAGUCGGAGAGUGGGACCCACCCUGGUGCGAAACUGCUGAAUGCAUUGCGGGAAUUGGAGUUUCAAGUGCAGCAUGGAAGCAUGUGGUGCGUCAACGAGAGCAGCAUCAUGCUCCAACACGUUCUUGUGAAGCUUCCAGAAGGGAUCACGAUGAGAACUGAACAAGCGCUUAAAUCUUCCAUUCUAAGCAGAUUAUUGGAUCAUCAUAAUCAAUAAGCAAACAAGGAAGUAUCAUCACAAUAUUCAGAACUCAUCGAUCACGUCUACCUACUUCUCUGCUUCGUUUUGUCUUAUGUUUUGUUGCCUUUUCUGCUGCGGCCUUGGCCCUAGCUGGCCCUCGUCUUCUUCAUGAUUAUGCUCAUUAUUAUUUAGUUUUGUCUCUACCUACCUACCUCCUUGUACGUCUAAAUUGUAAUAACGAUCUUUCUAGCUACUAGACAUCUUCAAUGUUUAUCCUUCUUCUUUUAGGUGUGGUUCAUUUUGAAUAUCAAAUGCUUGGAUUUUAUUUC